AUGUCAGAUAUCCUGUUGGCUGAGUACACCCUAAAAAGAGCCCUUCGUGAACACACCACAGAUUUGAUCCCAACAACCAACCCACAUAUCCUCUGUACUCCGUUGCCGAAACACUGGCGAUCAAACAAAUCGUUACCAAGUCAAUUUCGUGUGGUCAGUUUGACAAAUAUUCCUGACGGAACCAGAGUCAGCGUGACAGCAGGGAAUGAAGAGCGCCCGUAUGCCGAGCUCAAAAAUCCUGUCACUAUAAUGCACGCAAACGAGGCGCGGUUCAGUGAUUUGCGAUUCCUCGGCAGAAGUGGAAGAGGUGAGUAG
This is a messenger RNA of Opisthorchis viverrini, 315 nucleotides long. RefSeq lists its product as hypothetical. Gene Ontology annotation, molecular function: DNA-binding transcription factor activity, RNA polymerase II-specific; ATP binding; RNA polymerase II cis-regulatory region sequence-specific DNA binding. Gene Ontology annotation, cellular component: nucleus. Bases 1 to 315 code for a protein of 104 amino acids. Lineage: Eukaryota; Metazoa; Platyhelminthes; Trematoda; Opisthorchiida; Opisthorchiidae. The record is from RefSeq and is a predicted model, not a curated record. Gene Ontology annotation, biological process: regulation of DNA-templated transcription. The transcript has a single exon.